Molecule: messenger RNA, 523 nt
Organism: Rotaria sordida
Lineage: Eukaryota; Metazoa; Rotifera; Eurotatoria; Philodinida; Philodinidae
Source: the annotation of a GenBank genome assembly
UUUUUUUUUUUUAAUUUUUAUUCUAUAGGAAUUUGUACGUCUUUAUAGUGAUCUUUUGUUAAACAAAAGUAUUGAAAAACAAUUUGAUCCUUUUUUUCAUGGAUUUUUAUUGGUAACACAUGAUAGUUCAUUAAGAAAAUUAUUUCGACCAGAUGAAAUUGAGUUACUUGUUGCUGGUAGUCAAGUACUUGAUUUUAAUCAACUUGCUUCAGCUGCUGCUUAUGAUGGUGGUUAUACAAAAGAUAGUCCAACAAUUAAAAAUUUUUGGUCUAUCUUAAUGACAUUUACUGAUGAACAAAAACGAAAAUUUUUACGAUUUACUACUGGUAGUGAUCGUGCUCCUAUUGGUGGUUUAGCUAGAUUAAAAUUAAUUAUAUCUCGUAAUGGUCCGGAUGCUGAUCGUUUACCAACAGCACACACCUGCUUCAAUGCCCUCCUCCUCCCUGAUUAUUCAUCAAUUGAAAAAUUACAAGAAAAACUUUCUAUAGCCAUCGAUAAUGCUGCAGGAUUUGGAUUACGCUAA